AGAGAGAGAGAGAGAGAGAGAGAGAGAGAGAGAGAUGCAUUGUUAGUAAGGUAAUGUUAAUGACGGAGUGAGUGUGUUGUAUGUCGCAGUAAUCAGCUCUGUGUAAGAGUCAGACCGUGAAACAGGAAAGUUUAGAUCGGAUUUGAGUCUGACAGGAGCGCUGAAUAAACUGGAGUAAUGAGUGAGGAAUAAAGAGUAAUGAGUAAUGUAAUGUGACUGUAGCGUAGCUCUCAGCUCGUCCUAGCAGAACCUGAGGUGGGACGAGCGAUGGUCCGUGUCGUUUGCAGGUCGCAGGCCCAGCGUUGUUCAUGGCCACCAGCGUUCCCAAACCAGGCCCUGAAAAUGGCCAGCCCAUGAAGGCUCAACUGCAGAUCACUGUGAUGUCUGCCAAGCUGAAGGAGAGCAAGAAGAACUGGUUCGUUCCCAGCCUGUAUGUGGAGGUGACUGUAGACGGCCAGUCCAAGAAGACGGAGAAGUGCAGCAACACCCACAGCCCCAAGUGGAAGAACCCUCUCACUGUGAUCGUGUCGCCCUUCAGCAAGCUGAACUUCCGCGUAUGGAGCCAGAAGGCGCUGAAGUCCGACCUACUCUUGGGCACGGCCACGCUCGACAUCAGCGAGGCGCUCAAGAGCAACGACAUGAAGCUGUGUGAAGUGACGCAGACGCUGACACUGUGCGCAGACAAGGAGCAGACGGAUGUUGUUGGAGAUCUGUUUGUUCAUCUGGACGGCAUGCAGGUCGACCCGGAAGCGUUCGCCUCCGCCUCCGCUGAGGCUAAUAAUAACACCAUGUCAAACGGAGAGUCACAGCAGAGUGAGGACGUCAGCACGAGGAGGAGCAGGGAGGGUUCUCCGAACAUAGCAGGCAUUCCUAAUGGACGUGCCGUCAAUGGAACCGGCUCUCCCUCCAUUUCAAAUCGAGGGUCACGACCCCAGAGGCCACCCAGACCCUCUCGACCACCGCCUCCAACCCCACACCGACCGCUGUCCUCUCCGGCAUGCCCCUCUAAUGCUUCAGUCACAGACGGCAGCAGCUCGACUCAGCCAGAGACACCAGUGCGGAUCCCUGGCCCCACCCCUGGUCCUGCCCCUGGCCCCACCCCUGGCCCCACCCCUGGCAUCUCUAUCGCACCUCUGCCGAACCAGAUGCCCAUCACGAACACCGGGCCUCUGCCACCAGGGUGGGAGCAGCGGCAGGACCAGAGCGGACGUGUGUACUUUGUGGACCAUGUGGAGAAGAGGACGUCAUGGGAGAGACCUGAGCCUCUGCCUCCUGGUUGGGAGCGGCGCCUGGACCAGUCGGGACGUGUGUAUUUUGUAGAUCACGUGAGCCGGACAACGACGUGGCAGCGUCCCACUGUGGAGACGGUGCGCAACUACGAACAGUGGCAGCACCAGAGGAGCCAGUUACAGGGGGCCAUGCAACAGUUCAACCAGCGCUUCAUCUGCGGCGUGCAGGAUCAGGCUGCAGCCCCUCAGAAUAAAGAGUAUGACCCACUCGGCCCACUGCCACCCGGAUGGGAGAAGAAAAAGGACGCUAACGAUCGAGUGUAUUAUGUGCACCACCCGACUCGCUCCACGCAGUGGGAGGAUCCACGCUCUCAAGGGCUGCUGAACGAGAAGCCGCUACCCGAGGGAUGGGAAAUGAGGUUCACCGUGGAAGGCAUUCCGUACUACGUGGAUCACAAAAGGAAAACCACCACCUACAUCGACCCGCGGACCGGAAAAUCAUCAUUUGAAAACGGCCCUCAGAUCACCUACGUGCGUGACUUCAAAGCCAAAGUUCAGUACUUCAAAUUCUGGUGUCAGCAAUUAGCGCUGCCACAGCACACCAAGAUAGCAGUGAGCCGCAAAUCACUUUUCGAAGACUCCUUCCAGCAGAUAAUGAGCAUCAGUCCCCAAGACCUUCGCCGAAGACUGUGGAUCAUCUUCCCCGGGGAGGAAGGACUCGACUACGGUGGUGUCGCAAGGGAGUGGUUCUUCUUGGUGUCCCACGAGGUGCUGAACCCCAUGUACUGCCUGUUCGAAUACGCUGGCAAGGAUAACUACUGCCUGCAGAUCAACCCGGCUUCAUCCAUCAACCCAGACCACCUCAAAUACUUCCGCUUCAUCGGACGCUUCAUCGCAAUGGCUUUGUUCCACGGGAAGUUCAUCGAUACAGGCUUCUCGCUGCCUUUCUAUAAACGUAUUCUUAACAAGCCUCUGACUCUGUCAGACCUUGAGUCCAUUGACCCCGAGUUCUAUAAUUCACUCAUCUGGAUCAGAGACAACAAUAUUGAGGAGUGCUGUCUGGAGAUGUUCUUCUCAGUGGAUAAGGAGAUCCUCGGGGAGGUCACAACGCACGAGCUGAAACCAGACGGAGGCAACAUUCAGGUCACAGAGGAGAACAAGGAGGAGUACAUCGGGAUGGUAGCAGAGUGGAGGUUGUCCCGAGGUGUAGAAGAACAGACGCAAGCUUUCUUCGAGGGCUUUAACGAGGUCCUGCCUCAGCAAUACCUGCAAUAUUUUGAUGCCAAAGAACUCGAGGUGUUGUUGUGCGGGAUGCAGGAAAUCGAUCUGGCAGACUGGCAGAGACACACCAUCUACAAACACUACACACGCACCAGCAAGCAGAUCGUGUGGUUCUGGCAGUUGGUUAAGGAGAUGGACAACGAGAAGCGAAUGCGUCUGCUGCAGUUCGUCACCGGUACCUGCCGUUUACCCCUGGGCGGGUUUAAUGACCUCAUGGGGAGUAACGGCCCACAGAAGUUCUGCGUUGAGAAAACGGGGAAGGAGAACUGGCUGCCCCGGAGUCACACGUGCUUUAACCGCCUAGACCUUCCUCCGUAUAAAAGCUACGAGCAGCUAAAGGAGAAACUGCUGUUCGCCAUAGAGGAGACCGAGGGCUUUGGGCAGGAGUGACACGCACGGACGAUAUAAUACCAUGAUGCAGCACAGAAACAAAUUCUUCUCGUUAGAUCUGGAGAAAUCUGGAACGAGGAGCUUUUUCUAGUUCAUGUCCGCGGUUCUCAUUUCCUUCUUAACAGGGGAUUAAAUCCAUUUUUACUGUUGGUCAAAGAAAGAAAACAUCACCACAUGACCAACUAUAAACUCUCAAUUUGUUAAGAGCUGAAAUUAUUCACCGGACUACCGGGAGUUGUUUGGGCAUGAACAUAUUUGGCAGGAUCAGGAUCGUGGGCAUUUAGUUGUAAUAAAAGUUUAGAACUUUUCACAAUUUAAACAAAAUAAAAUAAUAUGGUGGUUAUAUUGCAAUAUUAUUUAUAUAUAACUGCAGUCUUUUGAUGACAUCAACCGGGAUCAGUCGCACGACCCAGCAGAUGGUUUAGAGACUGGCUGGAAAAUUAUUAUUGUGUUACUUUGUGCAGCUCUACUUAUAAAAUUACUUAUAUCACUAAUCCAGACUAUAAUUCUUUUAUGAAGUGACAGAGUGCGUUCAGAGUGCGCUCCUGAAGAGAAAAAUCAAGACGGAGUCUCAUUCUAAAGUCAUGCUAUACAAACACAAACGUUGUACAUGAAGCUUUUUUUUUUUUUUUUUUUUUGAAGUAAAUGGAAGUGGAGUUUGAGAUGCAGGCAAAUACUGCAAAAUAGCUGGCUGGCCUUGGUCUCAGAAAUGCUCUGUAGUCUGCCCUCAGAAUCUCUUUAGUCCUAUAACUCCCUUUAGUUUGGCCUCAGAGCCCCUAGUCUUAAGAACUUGUUUAGUCCAGCCUUGGGCACGCUUUAGUCAAAGGCUUCCUUUUAGUUGGGCCUUGGACUCUCAUUCUCAGAACUGCCUUUAAUCCAGCUUCAGGACUAUCUCGAGUCCUAGAACUCUCCAAGUCCAAGUCCAGAUUAAUGUCUCUUUUGAGCCCUAGACCUCUGUUUAGUCCAGCCUAGGACUCUUAGUCCUAGAACACGCUUUAGCCCAAGAGGCCCAGGACUCUUUAGUACUACAAUUCUUUUAGUCUGGCCUCAGCCGGCAUAGUCUUUAGGUACUAGUCCUAGGAACUCGAUUUAGUCCAGCCUUGGGCACACUUUAGUCCAUUUAGUCAGGCCUUGGACUUUCUUCAGCCCUAGAACUGACUUUAGAGAGAUCCAGGAACAAAGUCUGGCCCUGUACUCUGUUUAAUGUGGCCUCAAGACUCUCGAGCCCGAGAACUCUUAACCCAAGCACUCUCUUUAGUCCUACAGUUCUUUUUAAUCUAGCUUAAAUGUUUCAGUCCAGACCUUAACAUUAAUACAUUUCACAGCUGUGUUAAUUGUAAGGAAAGGUUUAUAAGUAGCGCUGCAUAAGGACAGAGCUGUAUUGCUAUACUGCGUGCUAAAGUGAAACCUUAAUGUGACUUGGCCUUUAAAGAAAAAGUUAUAAUCUUUUAUUAGCGUGAAGGCACCAGUGAGCAAUACAUUUUGAAACAUCACUAGUGAAACUAACAUCUCACACACACAGUUCGCUUUCAGCAAUAAAAUACUUAAUUUCUCACAGAUGGAAAGCAGGUGCUGCUUGUCUACACUCUUAAUGCCCUCUGUUUUAUAGGGAGUUUAUUUCUAAAUGUCUUUUAGUUUCAUUUUCUGGCACGUUACUGGAUUUGUGCCGAUAGCCAUUUAUAGAUCGUGUUUAAUUUGUACGAUAUUGUUAUUAUGGAUAAGGAGUACUGUAAUAGUACAGAAGGUAGUAAGAACAGGGAUAAGUAAAUAUUUCAAAGCAGUAGUUAAUUAAACGACUAAAAAGGACACCACCAUACCAAUAAUACAAACUGUGAUAAAAACCAGUAAAUAAUCGGCACAUGACUGGUUCGUACCCAAAAUAUCACUUUAGUGCAUUUGAAAUAUUGGUCUUUACCACGGGAGUGAUUCAGAUCGUAUAAGUACAAAGAUAUUGAUCUUUAGAUUAAACCUGAUCUAGAUCAGCACCUGAUUUCUUCAAUCAUCACACAUCUACGCAUGCUCUCUCUGUACAUGGAACAAAAACGUAAGAAAGAUGUAGCCUGGUUUAACACUACAACUGUGGGGUGUUUUUAUUCCUUUCAUCAGUUCUGGUUAUUUUUCAUUUUUUCAGGAUUAAGCACAGCUCUCAUCCCCUUACUGAAUCGAACACACUUGUGAUCAUAAAUAAGAAGCAGGAGUCUUCGGUUUCCCGCUGUAUGUAAACCUCACGUUGACACCAACGUUAACGCGACCCUCGGUUAUGGUUUCUUUUCUAUCGACGUUAAAUACCGGCUACUGAAACUAAACUCUGUAAACUAUACAUCAACUAAAAUAUUGUACAUGGUGUGAAUAAUUCUCUAUGAAACAAAUCCUUUUACAAUGCUCCUCUAAAGUUUCUGCACCCUCAUUGGUCGAUUUAUAUGUACAGUAAAUUGUGUAUAAAUAAAUAAAAACAAAUAAUAAAAAAAGCCUUUGAUUUUUGGUGUA
Molecule: messenger RNA, 5387 nt
Organism: Ictalurus punctatus (channel catfish)
Lineage: Eukaryota; Metazoa; Chordata; Actinopteri; Siluriformes; Ictaluridae
Gene: itchb
Product: itchy E3 ubiquitin protein ligase b
Exons: 24
Coding region: 309-2900 (863 amino acids)
Biological process (GO): ubiquitin-dependent protein catabolic process; protein K48-linked ubiquitination; protein K63-linked ubiquitination
Molecular function (GO): protein binding; ubiquitin protein ligase activity
Source: RefSeq, a predicted model, not a curated record